UGGUAAUAACCAUCUGUAUACUCCUGCUACACUUAAAAGUCCUGUUUAUCCCAGUUUAUACCUUAACUCUAUAGACUGCAACUGGAUUAUUUCUGCCACCAAUGGAUCAAGGAUUCUGUUAACGUUUUCAUAUUUUUCGUCGCAAAGUCAGUCACGUUGUGAUUAUAAUUAUUUGGACGUUUAUGAUGGUGGCUCCUCGUAUGCACAAAAACUUGGACGAUAUUGUGGAGACGAAUCAAAACUAAGUCUGACAUCAUCUGGAUCCCACCUCUUUAUUGCAUUCCACUCGGAUGGUAUUAUACCAAAAUUUUUUUUGAAUUUCUCAAAUACAGUUGAUAUUUUAAAUGCGUUCAGCAGUGAAGACAAUACAACUAAAGUGGUUUUCGCUGUCGUUGUUCCAACUUUCGUUUUACUUGCCGGGCUUCUCAUUGCUUACCGGCUUUACCAAAAACGAAGAAACGCACGGCGACAAGAAGUAUUCAAUAUCCCUAUACACGAGUUAAACAAAGCACGAAAAGCCUCUAAAGAUAACAUGGACAUUGUAUUUCCUGAACACCCAAAGGACGUGGACAGUUCCCCAAAGAGAAGAUUACCAUCCAUUCACGAACAUAAUAGUAAAGAAGAAAAACAGGAAGAAGAAAUCAUGUCUUAUAUUUGUGUCUUGGACGACUGGGAAAUCAAAAAGAAUGAUCUGACGAUUCUAAAUAAAAAGUUAGGUGGAGGAUGUUUUGGUGUUGUAAAGAAAGGACUGUUCACAAAGAAAAAGAAUGAUGAGGAACUUGUGGCUGUUAAAAUGCUAAAAGACGAACCAUCGGCGGCAGACCGCUCGGAUCUCUUAAUGGAGCUAUUUAUUUUGAAAGAAGUCAACAGAACUCCACAUCCAAAUGUCAUAAGACUUAUUGGAGCAUAUACCAUCGCAGAACCUAUCCUGGUACUAACCGAGUUUUGCUCACGUGGAAAUCUGCAGUAUCUACUAAAAAAUAGUCGAGUGUCAGUGACUGAUGACAAUAACGAGGACAUAUCACAAUACAAAAAUGUUUUUUCAACAUUAAGCCACAGAAAACUACUUCAGAUUGCUGUUGAUAUAGCAUGUGGAAUGAAACAUUUGGCUGCAAAUCAGUUUGUUCAUAGGGAUCUCGCAGCAAGGAACAUUCUCAUUUCAGCCAACUAUGAGGCGAAAGUGUCAGAUUUCGGUUUGGCCAGGCCAAUCACUGGGGUCGAACAAAUGUAUAUCAAGUCAAACAGAAAUUUAUUACCUGUGAAAUGGAUGGCAGUUGAAUCACUUACACGAGGAAUAUUUCGAACUUCAAGUGAUGUGUGGGCAUACGGUAUUGUACUCUGGGAAAUCACAACAUUAGGAAGGGAGCCGUACCCCGAUAUCUCCCCAUUCGAUACAUUCACCUUUGUCACUUCAGGAAAUCGUAUGGAGAGACCUCCUCAUUGCUCAGAAGAACUGUAUGGCAUAAUGAGAAAAUGUUGGGAAAACGAUCAGAAAGACAGGCCAUCCUUUGAAGAAGUCCAUGAAGAAGUCAAGGAAAUGUUGGAUGAGACGGAUGACGUAAGACACAUAUUUCUAAUUAAACUUCGUUUUUCAGUUUUCUUUGAAAGGAAUUAGCUAUGUAUUAUUGUACUCAAACUGCACCUUUAUACUCUUAUAUCAAUGCAGAUCACUCAUACAAUUAGUUGGUCAGAAAGAAUGUUUCUAAUUAUGUCCUGGAUUGAUAAUUAUUUGUCUAACAUGAUAUGGUCUUUAUUGAGAUUUUUAUAUUAAACUAUUAUUUUUUGUCUAAAGAAUCACGGGGUGCAUUUAUAUACAUUAUUAUAUGACACGCGGUCUCGUGACUAAAAUGGCGUGCGCUGAUUGGUUCUUUGCCGGUCUCGAAUCCCCCAGUAUCAGACCGUUGCCGUAGUAACGGUCCGACGCUCAUAUUUUUGAACAAAAAC
Dendronephthya gigantea is the source of this 1944-nucleotide messenger RNA. RefSeq names its product fibroblast growth factor receptor 3-like. NCBI's taxonomy places the organism in Eukaryota, Metazoa, Cnidaria, Anthozoa, Malacalcyonacea, Nephtheidae. The record is from RefSeq and is a predicted model, not a curated record. Gene Ontology annotation, cellular component: signaling receptor complex. Gene Ontology annotation, biological process: protein phosphorylation; multicellular organism development; positive regulation of kinase activity. Gene Ontology annotation, molecular function: ATP binding; transmembrane receptor protein tyrosine kinase activity. The coding region runs from base 533 to 1615 and encodes 360 amino acids. The transcript is spliced from 12 exons.